Ordospora pajunii is the source of this 1128-nucleotide messenger RNA. RefSeq names its product putative actin-like protein. The transcript has a single exon. Bases 1 to 1128 code for a protein of 375 amino acids. NCBI's taxonomy places the organism in Eukaryota, Fungi, Microsporidia, Ordosporidae. The record is from RefSeq and is a predicted model, not a curated record.
AUGCCACUCAAGUACACACCAAAGAUGUGCAUGGUGCCGAAGGUUGAGCAGAUCACCACGCCAAACAAAAAUGUGCAGAGCUACUUUAUGAGAAGUGACACAUCGUACUAUGUUGACGAGGGACACAGGAUGGCGAGCUACAGAACGGAUGAGCCGAUUGUCCAUGUGUUAGUGUAUGGACGACGACUUAUUGUGGAGAGUAUGGCCGAGAGCAUUGAUAUUGAUGGGUUUUUUGAUCUUGUGAACAUCAGCACAGAAAGGUUUGCAAGCCUGGAGGAGGGGCUAGGAUGGCUUGGGAACCGUGUUGUAGCAGCAGCAGGAAGACUUGGGAUUGAUCCAAAGAGGUCGUUUGUGUCGGUUGUAUUUCAUGAUCUGCUGAGCAGGACCGAGAUUUUGGGGCUGUGCAAUCUGUUUAUCAAUCUUCUGUCGUUCAAGGGGGUGCUGGUGACGCCUUACAGCCUGUCUCAGGCGAUAUGUGUGGUUUGCCCAAGCUGUGUGGUGGUCAACAUGUAUGAGACGUACUGCACAGUGAGUCUUAUUGAGGACUUCUGGGUUGUUGAUGCGAUGUGUGUGAGUGAGAAAAUCAGCAAAGGAUUUAUGCUGCAGGAUUCUGUGGACUUUGUGGAUGAGUUCAACAAGGUGCGAAUAUUUGAGGAGAAGAAUAUAUACUGGUGUGAUUUGUGUGAUCAGAAGGGAGAGUGCUUGGAAGUAAUGAGACAGCAUUUUGAUGAGAUGCAUGCAAGCAGUGCAGAGUGUCAUGCAGGAAGGGAUGAUCACUUUAGGAUGCACAUAAUGAAGUAUGAGGAGAGUGGAGAUCUGUGCAGCCGGAUUUAUGCAAGGCUGGGGUAUGUUCUAACGAAGGAGAAGAUCAAGAAGAUAGGCAGCAAGGUGAUGGUGAUUAAGCACCAUGAAUGUGAGGUGCCUGAGGAAGAAUUGGGUGCAUGCUUAGAAAGGCUUGGGACGCAUACGGAGAUUGUUGUAUAUGAAGAGCCGAUGGAUGAGGCGAUUCUUGGCGUCAUGGAAAGGUUUUCGAAUCUUGACUGCAUCAAAGAAGUGUGGAUGACAGACAAGGAGUGGAACAGUGUUGGGUUGCGUGUAUUGAAGGAGAAGGUUCUGUUUGUGGUAUAA